This is a messenger RNA of Raphanus sativus (radish), 1002 nucleotides long. RefSeq names its product protein GLUTAMINE DUMPER 3. The transcript has a single exon. Gene Ontology annotation, biological process: regulation of amino acid export. The coding region runs from base 158 to 604 and encodes 148 amino acids. Lineage: Eukaryota; Viridiplantae; Streptophyta; Magnoliopsida; Brassicales; Brassicaceae. The record is from RefSeq and is a predicted model, not a curated record.
ACACAAUCCACAACGUUAAUUCGUUUGCUCUCUUCUAUAAAAUCCAUUCGUCACACUUCUCCUCCUCUCACGAAAACAUUUUCAAUUUGAAAAAAAAAAACACAUAACAUCAAAUUUUACUUUUCUCUUUCUUUCAUUGUUUCACAGUCUACAAAAAAUGGAAGGAAGACAAUACUACCCUCCAAGAGAAACCAUCGACGGAAACAGAACCACCAUGGGAGGACCUCACUCGCCGUGGCAUUCACCGGUUCCUUAUCUCUUCGGUGGUUUAGCCGCGAUGCUUGGUCUCAUCGCCUUUGCUCUCCUAAUCCUCGGUUGCUCUUAUUGGCGCCUCUCUGGUUACUUCGACGGUGAGGAAAACCAGAGCAGAGACAGCGAUCUUGAAGCCGGAGAUUUGAAGCCCGAUAAAGCGGUGAAGGCUGUAGCUUUGCCGGAGAAGUUCUUGGUGAUUAUGGCCGGAGAUGUGAAUCCCACGUACUUGGCGACGCCGGCGGAAAAAAACUGUACUUGUGACGAUGAUGAAGACGAGGAGGGUGGUGUUGACGUGAGGGGUAAUGAUCAGGUGGUGCGGCGGAGUACUGAAAGCAACGGUGGGACACAUUGAGAAACAGAGUACCCGAAGAGAAGAAACAGAGGAUCGUCUAUUGUGAACAGUUCUUUAGACUGUUUGUAUCUGACCCGGUUGCUUCUGGAUAUCGGGUCGGGUCAGAGCUCUACAUGAUGAGCUUUAAUUAUAGUCUGACUCAUAAAGUGGCAGAAGAACUAUUUAUAAAAAAGUAAAUUGGAAUUGAGUUUGGAUCUUUAGGAAGGUAUUAACAAUGUUAUUUAAUCUUAGCUUUUGCUUCACUAAGUUGAUUAGGCUUUUUUUGUUUUUAAAUUUGUAAUUAGUUUGUAAUUCAUUAGUAUUGUUCCAUUUUUAAGUUAUGAUGAAUAUAUCCAGGAAACUUUUUUGAACAUAUUUGUGAUAUUUUGAAAUUCGAAUGAAAAAAAUUAUUGUGAUUA